Molecule: messenger RNA, 2704 nt
Organism: Piliocolobus tephrosceles (Ugandan red Colobus)
Lineage: Eukaryota; Metazoa; Chordata; Mammalia; Primates; Cercopithecidae
Gene: SOX8
Product: SRY-box transcription factor 8
Exons: 3
Coding region: 1-1341 (446 amino acids)
Biological process (GO): negative regulation of transcription by RNA polymerase II; neural crest cell development; morphogenesis of an epithelium
Cellular component (GO): nucleus
Molecular function (GO): RNA polymerase II cis-regulatory region sequence-specific DNA binding; DNA-binding transcription factor activity, RNA polymerase II-specific
Source: RefSeq, a predicted model, not a curated record
AUGCUGGACAUGAGCGAAGCCCGCUCCCAGCCGCCCUGCAGCCCGUCCGGCACCGCCAGCUCCAUGUCGCACGUGGAGGACUCGGACUCGGACGCACCACCGUCCCCCGCCGGCUCCGAGGGCCUGGGCCGCGCGGGGGGCGCGGUGGGGGGCGCCCGGGGCGACGCGGCGGAGGCGGCGGACGAGCGCUUCCCGGCCUGCAUCCGCGACGCCGUGUCGCAGGUGCUCAAGGGCUACGACUGGAGCCUGGUGCCCAUGCCGGUGCGCGGCGGCGGUGGCGGCGCGCUCAAAGCCAAGCCGCACGUGAAGCGGCCCAUGAACGCUUUCAUGGUGUGGGCGCAAGCGGCGCGCCGCAAGCUGGCCGACCAGUACCCGCACCUGCACAAUGCCGAGCUCAGCAAGACGCUGGGCAAGCUGUGGCGCUUACUGAGCGAGAGCGAGAAGCGGCCCUUCGUGGAGGAGGCAGAGCGGCUUCGCGUGCAGCACAAGAAGGACCACCCUGACUACAAGUACCAGCCACGGCGCAGGAAGAGCACGAAGGCCGGCCAGAGCGACUCAGACUCCGGUGCCGAGCUGGGACCCCACCCUGGCGGCGGUGCCGUGUACAAGGCCGAAGCAGGGCUUGGAGAUGCGCACCACCACGGCGACCACACAGGGCAGACCCACGGGCCGCCCACCCCACCCACCACCCCCAAGACGGAGUUGCAGCAGGCGGGCGCCAAGCCGGAGCUGAAGCUGGAGGGACGCCGGCCGGCAGACAGCGCGCGCCAGAACAUCGACUUCAGCAACGUGGACAUCUCGGAGCUCAGCAGCGAGGUCAUGGGCACCAUGGAUGCCUUCGACGUCCACGAGUUCGACCAGUACCUGCCCCUGGGCGGCCCCGCCCCACCCGAGCCCGGCCAGGCCUACGGGGGCGCCUACUUCCACGCCGGGGCGUCCCCCGUGUGGGCCCACAAGAGUGCCCCAUCAGCCUCCGCGUCGCCCACCGAGACGGGUCCCCCGCGGCCGCACAUCAAGACAGAGCAGCCGAGCCCUGGCCACUACGGCGACCAGCCCCGAGGCUCGCCCGACUACGGUUCCUGCAGCGGCCAGGCCAACGCUGCCCCGGCCGCCCCCACGGGCCCCUUCACCGGCGCACAGGGCGACUACGGCGACCUGCAGGCCUCCAGCUACUACGGAGCCUACCCUGGCUACGCGCCCGGCCUCUAUCAGUACCCCUGCUUCCACUCACCGCGCCGGCCCUAUGCCUCGCCCCUGCUCAACAGCCUGGCCCUGCCGCCCUCCCACAGCCCCACCAGUCACUGGGACCAGCCGGUGUACACCACCCUGACCAGGCCCUGAGGGCCUGGCUGCAGGGAGGGACUCGCCGGCAUUGGGGGGCAGCCUUGUCCUGGCCUGACAGGAUGGCCCGGCCUCCAAGGCCUCCCAGUGUGCGUGGCCAGGGCAGGCGGGCUGCGGUGGCUGAGCUCCGUCAAGUGCCUGCUGACGUCUGCAGGGAAAUGUGCUUGCCUCCCGUGGCCCUCGGCUUCCAGAUGGCCACACCUCCGCCAACGGACGAGCUCUCUCUCCCUUCUCUCUUUCUUUUUGAGGUGGCGGGAUGAUUCCACAAAGAAGGGCCGCCGUUUGGUGCCUCUUCUGUGAGGACUGGCAGCAACAGCACCUUCGGUUUGCAUCUCGGUAGAGGAGAAACGGCAGCGCAGCCCAAGGACCAAAGGAGGGGGUGGCAGGGGCCUUGCAGGGCACUCUGAGGUCCAGGCUGGCCUCGGUGCUGAGAACCCCUGCACGCAUGGCCACAUUCCCUUGACGACGGCUGCACGGGCUGUCCGGGAUCCCGGGUGUCUGUCUGCAGACCCUCUGGGACGUGUCUGCUCCAGCAUCUCCAGGACCUGCCUGUCAGAUCUGAGGCGUCUCCUUGCUGGCAGAGUGCGCCCACGCAAGGUCUGGCUGGGAUUAACACAUCUCUCUUUUAUUUUUAUGUUUUUGAUAAUUUUUAUUUUUGAAGCUUAAAUGUGUUUUUUUUGAAAGCUGUUAAAGAUGUAUUUAUGUUCUGUAUUAUUUUAUCUUUAAUUAAUUAGGUAAUUUGGGCAAAGAGUAGAAUUUAAGAGACAACAGAAGCUGGGAGGCUUCCCUUGAGGGCAGGCAGGAGGUGGGGUUGCAGCUGUUGGCCGGCAUCACAUUGCUCAGCUUCUGGGAGGCCGCCCUGGAAGGCCUGGAGGUCCCAAGGUCCCUGGGAGAACUGGGCCCCUCAUGCCUCCAGCUUGGCAGCUGAAAACCCGAGGGAGGAGAAGGGACUUGCCUUGUGGCAUCUCUGAUUAGGUUGGGGUACCCAGCACCCAGUAUCAGUUUGGGGUUUAGGAAGCAGGACUCUGUCCCUGCCCACGACUGUGCCACAUGGUAGGACACAGGACACAGGAAUUCCUGGGAAGUGGUAGCUUCAGAAGUGAUCUUGGCUCGCAGGCUCCAAUGCCACGUACCAAGCUGUGAAACUAAACCUUCUCCACUAAACGUCGUUAGGGCCUUAGUUCUAGACGAAUAAUACCUGAUUUACCUGCACUGCUCCCCUGUGUGCCGAGCACAGAGCAUACGAUAGCGCCUACUUCACGCAAACUUGUGCCUUUAAACUUUGUAAAUUUAAAUACACCCGAGAAGUUGCUUCUUUUUACUUUUUCUACUUUUCCUACCUUUUUGUAGAAAAAAAAAAAAA